UUGAAAUGCGUUUUUAUGGCUUCAGUUGGUUGUGUUCUGGUAACAUGUAAGACUUCCAUGUUAGAAGAUAUUUUGAAGCUGUAAUCUGUGACCAACUCUGUUCUUCAGGUGUGUUUGGUGAUGAUGAAGUGAGGUCAGUGUCAGUAAUGGAGGGUGAUUCAGUCACUCUAAACACUAGUCUGACUGAAUUAAUAAAUGAUGAUCUGAUUCAGUGGAGGUUUGGGAUUGAAAUCACUUUAUUGGCUGAAAUCAAUAAAAGGGCCGAUUUAAUCACUGUAUAUGACGAUGCUCAUGGUGGGAGAUUCAGAAACAGACUGAAGCUGAACAAUCAAACUGGAUCUCUGACCAUCACAAACACCAGAACUGAGGAUACUGGACGUUAUUUACUACUGAUAAACCACACGAGCAUAAUUUUCUCUCUCAUUGUCUUCGAACUGAAGUCAGUGUCAGUGAAGGAGGGAAAUUCAGUCACUCUAAACUCUGGUCUUACUGAAAUGAAGGAUGAUGAUGUAAUUCUGUGGACGUUUGGGAUUGAAUUCACUUUAUUGGCUGAAAUCAAUAAAAGGGCAGACAGCAUGACUGUGUAUGAUGAUGUUCUUGAUGGGAGAUUCAGAGACAGACUGAAGCUGAACAAUCAAACUGGAUCUCUGACCAUCACAAACACCACAACUCAACAUGCUGGAGUUUAUGUGCUAUGGAUCAACCAGAUCAGGAUUUAUUUAUUUCUCAUUGUCUAUCAGUUUCACACCUUCACCACCCUUUACACUGAAAUAAAUGGAAUUGCAGGAAUCCCAGCGUCUUUUGCAGUAGCUACUCUGGAUGGACGACAGAUUGAUUAUUAUGACAGUGAGAUGAAGAAGCUGAUUCCCAGACAGGACUGGAUGAAGGAGUUUAUGUCUGGAGACAGAUUUAAAGAAUACGCUGAGAUCAGAGAACGAGUACAGCAGACCAACAAAAUCAACAUUACUGUUCUAAUGCAGCAAUUCAAUCAGACACGUGGUGUUCACACGUAUCAGAGGAUGUAUGGAUGUGAAUGGGAUGAUCAGACUGGAGCUUCACAAGGUUUUGAUCAGUACGGUUAUGAUGGAGAGGAUUAUGUCGCACUAGAUGUGAAGGCGCUCAGAUACAUCACACCUGUACCACAGGGAGUAAUAACAACAGAGAAGUGGAAUAAUGACACAGCCCAGCUUGAAUUAUUCAGACAAUAUUACCAACGUGAUUGUGUUCCCUGGUUAAAACAUUUCUUGACAUUAAGAAAAGUGGAUUUAGAGACAAGAGCUCCUGUAGUGUCUCUGUUACAGAGGCAUCCCUCAUCUCCUGUAGUGUGUCAUGCCACAGGUUUUUACCCACCAGGACUAACUAUCACCUGGUUAAAAAAUGGACAGGAUCAUGAUGAGGAUGUGGAUGUUGGAGAGCUACUACCAAAUGAAGAUGGGACCUUUCAGAAGACUUCUACCCUCAGUAUUACACCAGAAGUGUGGGAGAAGAACCAGUUUGAUUGUAUGGUAGAGCACGAGGGAAAGACCUUCCGGAAGACUGCGGAUGAAAUCAAGAAAGCUGUCCACUGUUGCGGUUUUACUGAAGCUGUGAUCCGAUUGGUCCUCUCUGCUCUGGUGGGCGUGGCUACUGUCAUUCUUCUGGUUUAUGGCAUCAGAUCCAGCUAAACAAGAUCUAGCACAUAUUUCCAAAUCAGGUACAUGCCUGAUGUCAUUUCUUAACAGUUUUUUUAUACAUGCAUGUCAUUUAAAAGGGCUAGUUCACACAAAAAUGAAAAUUAGCCCAUGUUUUACUCACCCUCAAGGUAUACUAGGUGAAUAUGAC
Carassius gibelio (silver crucian carp) is the source of this 1821-nucleotide messenger RNA. Its product is annotated as major histocompatibility complex class I-related gene protein-like. The transcript has 6 exons. The record is from RefSeq and is a predicted model, not a curated record. The coding region runs from base 147 to 1664 and encodes 505 amino acids. Lineage: Eukaryota; Metazoa; Chordata; Actinopteri; Cypriniformes; Cyprinidae.